Molecule: messenger RNA, 1279 nt
Organism: Lepisosteus oculatus (spotted gar)
Lineage: Eukaryota; Metazoa; Chordata; Actinopteri; Semionotiformes; Lepisosteidae
Source: RefSeq, a predicted model, not a curated record
CUUCCUGUGCCAGUUUGACUGUACACUCAAGAGCGCUCUGUACGCAUAGCAGUGGGAUUCCUUUAAUCUCAACACAGUUUUCUGCGUUUUAUUUUUAAAGGAGAUGGAAGUCUUUUAAAAUCUCGUGAAGAUGCUGACUUGUCUAUUUUUUGUGUACAGCACUUACUUAUUCAAAGCUGCACAGGCUUUGGUAUCCCAAUUCCCUCCAUUUGUGAAAGUGCAAGUUGGGAGCAGCAUCAGUCUGCAAUGUUAUGUGAAUCCAGGUGAAUAUUGCUAUGCUAUAGCUUGGCUGAAAAUGGACCAGAGAUCUCGCAUCAUGAGCCCUUGCAUGAACUCUCAGCAUAGUGGAUCAAAAACAUCACAGGGGGAGAUGUGUACAUACUCCAUUGUCAAUGCCACAUCUCACCACACUGGGACAUACUAUUGCUCCCUUGUGAUCGGGAACAGUAUCAAUAUGGGCAAUGGAUCAACAAUAGUUGUAUCAGAAAAUGUAUUGGAGCCUUUUUCCAUUGAAAUCCUGUCACCAUCAGACAAUGACCAGACCAAUGUUACUCUAAUGUGUCUGGUCUUUGGGGUCAUUCCAACACAAGCCCAUGUGUACUGGCUCAUAUCUGGCAAUUAUCAGAGUGGCUUCACUGACUCUGGAUGGGAAAAUAAGGACCAGGCUGCUGAACUUGACAGAAAAACAGAAUUCACUCGAAACCAGAUCCUUAUUUCUUCUGAGAUAUGGGCCAGUGGGGCCCCAUGCACCUGUGUGGUAGAGACUGAGAAUGGGAGAAACUUCACCAAAACAGUGCAGUACAAUGGGAGAAGUGGAACAUGUUUGAUACUUCUCUACACAACUGUGACUGUGGCAGUAGCAGCAAUCAUUUUGGUUCUUCUUAACAUCAUUUGUUUAUUUCAAGAUUGGAGUAAAAACCACAGGGUGAAAGAAUGGGAUGAAAUAAAAACAAUGACAGCACACAGAAAAAAAUCUUUAGGGCUUCAAGAGAAAGAAGCCAGACGUGGAAUAAACUCAGUAUCAGAGGUACAGUAUGCCAGCUUGGAACUUGACUCUCAUGGGCGAAGGACAGCUGUGAUGUUUCAGUAGGAUUUAGAAAUAAUUUAACUUAAAAAGUGAGAAAGACUACACAUGAACCAUUCACAAACAUAAUACAGCCUGUUCCAGUGUCUUCAGAAGUCAUCUCAUCGCUCAUCUCAUGUCAAGCUCAUCUGAGAAGAAUCUUUUUUUUCUUUUCUUUUCUCAUCUCCUUGCAAUAUUUCUUCUUUUGUAUUCACA